UACUUUCGGGGCCAGGGGAUAAGCCCUUCCCUACCCAUGCAAUGAACGCACUUUCGCCAUAUCCCACUUCCGAGAGUGUUAAUCUGAUGUUUCCACGAUUGACGCAAGCGGAAGUUUUUGGGCUAUCGAGCACUUUACUUUCCUCACAUCAGAAUGGUUGCGGUGCCGAACUCAAUGUUCUGUUUGCUUGCAUUUCAAGUUGGCUUUAUAAUUUUGGCCGAGUCCUCGUCGUGCCUUUAUUGCACUACCACCAACACGUCCAGACAAUGUCUGGGCUAACUCUCCUUACAGUCCUUAUAUCCGGCUUUUGUUUUCUUUACUCUCAUAUGUUCUUACCAUGUCAGAAGAGGCUGGCUUAUCGCCUUCGAAUGAAACCCCUGCCACAGUGGGCCUUGUCUGAAAUCUUUCGGCUCCUUCGAACCCUGGAUUACCCCAUCUCAAUUAUCAAACAUUGAUCAUAUUCUCCUUUGUUCUAUACCUGGAAUUACUCUAACCGUUGAGUGUCCCGUUCUGUCUUUGUUUUGAAGCUCACAGUCUUUCCUGGGUCCUGAGGCCCAGUACAAAUGCCCACUAUCGUGGACUGGCAUUUCACCCUGGGUAUAUUAUUUCCUCUUUUAUUAUCCCCCCUCAUUGGUUUGAAUGGCAUUCGACUUGCGUUGUCUUUGAAGAAAGUUUUUGAGCGGCUUAGCUUUUCAGUCUUGUUUUAUUGUCUUUCGUCCUUAAUUUCUCUGUUUCUGGCGACAAUGUGUUUAUAGAAACUGAUAGAAGAGAUGUAUAAAUGUGAAUCGAGACCAACACUA
Molecule: messenger RNA, 800 nt
Organism: Aspergillus nidulans FGSC A4
Lineage: Eukaryota; Fungi; Ascomycota; Eurotiomycetes; Eurotiales; Aspergillaceae
Exons: 1
Coding region: 42-455 (137 amino acids)
Source: RefSeq, a predicted model, not a curated record